UGUUCCCGGAAGUCGCCGCCGCGGUCUCCGCCGCUGUUACCUCCGCUGCUACUGCGGUCCCCGUGGAACUUUGCGAGUAGAACGGCUGAGGCGGGCCCGGGUGGGGCCGGGGUUCCGGCCACUCUGCAGAAUGGAGAUAAUCAGGAGCAAUUUUAAGAGUAAUCUUCACAAAGUGUACCAGGCCAUAGAGGAGGCCGACUUCUUCGCCAUCGAUGGGGAGUUUUCAGGAAUCAGUGAUGGACCUUCAGUCACUGCAUUGACAAAUGGUUUUGACACUCCAGAAGAAAGGUAUCAGAAGCUUAAAAAGCAUUCCAUGGACUUUUUGCUGUUUCAGUUUGGCCUUUGCACUUUUAAGUAUGACCACACAGAUUCAAAGUAUAUAACAAAGUCAUUUAACUUCUAUGUAUUCCCGAAACCCUUCAAUAGAUCCUCACCAGAUGUCAAGUUUGUUUGUCAGAGCUCAAGCAUUGACUUUCUAGCAAGCCAAGGAUUUGAUUUUAAUAAAGUUUUCCGCAAUGGAAUCCCAUAUUUAAAUCAGGAAGAGGAAAGACAGUUAAGAGAACAGUAUGAUGAAAAACGUCUGCAGUCCAAUGGCGCAGGAACUCUGUCUUAUGUAUCACCAAAUACUUCCAAAUGUCCUGUGACAAUUCCUGAAGACCAGAAGAAGUUUAUUGACCAAGUGGUAGAGAAAAUAGAAGAUUUAUUACAAAGUGAAGAAAACAAGAACUUGGAUUUAGAGCCAUGUACUGGGUUCCAAAGAAAACUAAUUUAUCAGACUUUGAGCUGGAAGUAUCCCAAAGGCAUUCACGUUGACACUUUAGAAACUGAAAAGAAAGAGCGCUACAUCGUCAUCAGCAAAGUAAAUGAAGAAGAGCGUAAGAGGAAGGAGCAGCAGAAACUCGCUAAGGAACAGGAAGAACUGAAUGAUGCUGUGGGAUUUUCUAGAGUCAUUCAUGCCAUUGCCAAUUCGGGAAAACUCGUUAUUGGACACAACAUGCUCUUGGAUGUCAUGCACACUGUUCAUCAGUUCUGCUGCCCUCUGCCUGUGGACCUAAAUGAGUUUAAGGAGAUGACGACAUGUGUUUUCCCCAGACUCUUGGAUACAAAAUUGAUGGCCAGCACACAACCUUUUAAGGAUAUCAUUAACAACACAUCCCUUGCAGAAUUGGAAAAGCGGUUAAAAGAGACGCCUUUCAACCCUCCUAAAGUUGAAAGUGCAGAAGGCUUUCCAAGUUAUGACACAGCUACUGAACAGCUCCACGAGGCAGGCUAUGAUGCUUAUAUCACAGGGCUGUGCUUCAUCUCCAUGGCGAACUACCUAGGUUCUUUCCUUAGCCCUCCAAAAAUUCAUGUGUCUGCCAGAUCAAAACUCAUUGAACCUUUUUUUAACAAGUUAUUUCUUAUGAGAGUCAUGGAUAUCCCCUAUCUAAACUUGGAAGGACCAGACUUGCAACCGAAACGUGAUCAUGUUCUCCAUGUGACUUUCCCCAAAGAGUGGAAAACCAGCGACCUUUACCAGCUUUUUAGUGCCUUUGGUAACAUUCAGAUAUCCUGGAUUGAUGACACAUCAGCAUUUGUUUCUCUCAGCCAGCCCGAACAAGUGCAGAUUGCUGUCAAUACCAGCAAAUAUGCAGAAAGCUAUCGGAUCCAGACCUACGCCGAAUAUGUGGGGAAAAAACACAAGGAGAAGCAGAUCAAGAGAAAGUGGACAGAAGAUACUUGGCAGGAGGAUGAGAGAAAACGGUUAAACACUCAGUGCAUAUCCUAUGCUCUGCAGAAUCACUACUACCACACCAAUAGUCUUACAGCGACCAGUGCUGUAGGAAAGAGAAACCUGAGUCCCAGCCCAGCAGAAGCUGACUUGGAGGCCAGAAUAUCGGGGGAUAUUUCUGACCCUGAGCUCGAACAGACAGAGUCCUGUGCAGAACCCCUCUCUGAGGGAAGGAAAAAGGCCAAGAAAUUAAAAAGAAUGAAGAAGGACCUUUCACCAGCAGGAGGCAUCCCCGACAGCCCUGCCAAGCUCUUCGAGGUCCCCGACACGUGGUAACCGAGGCCUGAGGGAAACACGUCGCUGGUGCUGUGGCUGAGGCAGAAGCAGCCGGCACAUUCGGAAGCCAUACUGUAUUUAAUUUAAUAAAAUGUGGUAUGGGAGGUGUUGGAAACCAAGUGUGUGUCCUGGGGGGAAAAAAACCACCACCGCCACCCAGUUUUUAUUUU
Odobenus rosmarus divergens (Pacific walrus) is the source of this 2217-nucleotide messenger RNA. RefSeq names its product poly(A)-specific ribonuclease (gene PARN). Gene Ontology annotation, molecular function: RNA binding; metal ion binding; poly(A)-specific ribonuclease activity. Gene Ontology annotation, biological process: nuclear-transcribed mRNA poly(A) tail shortening. NCBI's taxonomy places the organism in Eukaryota, Metazoa, Chordata, Mammalia, Carnivora, Odobenidae. The record is from RefSeq and is a predicted model, not a curated record. Gene Ontology annotation, cellular component: nucleus; cytoplasm. Bases 131 to 2047 code for a protein of 638 amino acids. The transcript is spliced from 24 exons.